AUGCCAGGGAACGAGUUUCCACGAAACCAGUACUCCUUCGACGCAGAGGGAGGACGGUUCCAAGGAGUCGAGAAGAGGAGAGGUGAGACGAGGUGGGGAGAGAAUCGGCCAAGAGAGAAAGAGAGACGAGUGAGCGGGACCACAAGGACGGUAAAGAUUUCAAAGGGGGGAAAAACCCGAUGGUUGCGAUCAUCGGGGGUACGGCCGUUAAUCACGGGCCCCCUGGAAGAACGAGUUCCUCGAGGAGGGCAGGACGAGGGCAGAGAGUCCCGAUCCGCGAUCGAUUCAUUAGUCGCCUUUUACUGGACGAUCGCGUUACAGGAAAGCGUGCCAUUAAACUCUUUAUUCGCUGCUGAUCCUCCAGCGAUCGGACUAACCGACGUCAUUCAGGCGAAAACCGGAAGCGAGCAUUCUGACGUCAAAAUUUUAGCGAGUUUCAAUGGUAAAUCGCCGGGACUUAUAUUUAUAUAUAUGCGUAAGAGGAUCGGUCUGAGAUCAAAUAAAAUGUGAAAACUCCACUAAGGCAGAUUCGGCGACGAGCAAUAACGCGGCUCGCGGUAAUUUCAGGAAAUGAUUGUUUCGAGAGAUUCCAGGGCACCCAGCUGUACUGGAUCAAUAUACAUAUAAUUG
This is a messenger RNA of Hylaeus anthracinus, 630 nucleotides long. RefSeq lists its product as uncharacterized. Lineage: Eukaryota; Metazoa; Arthropoda; Insecta; Hymenoptera; Colletidae. The coding region runs from base 1 to 510 and encodes 169 amino acids. The record is from RefSeq and is a predicted model, not a curated record. The transcript has 2 exons.